UUAACGCGUCUGCCGCUCAAUCAGAACUUGAGGAGAAUGUACAGGAUAUCUUUUCUCGAGAAUAUCAGAUGAGUGAUACAAGCGUGGAUCUGAUUUCUGUCAAGCCGGGAAGUGUCAUAGUGGAGUUCGUGACCAGUAUGCAAGAGGAACGUUUGGCGGAGAUUCUGGGCAAUGAGAUGGUUAUCGCCGAGUUGAUCAGCGAACUCGGAGUGCUAUCCUUCUCAAUGGGUGGCAACGAGACAGUUGUUGACGUUGAAGUGUUACCUACGCCAUCGCCAAACAACACGCCCAGCACCCCGAAGGUGCCACUGGGCGUUGUCAUAGCCAUUGUUGCGGGCGUGAGUUUGUUCCUGCUGCUUGUGCUGGUGAUCGUCCUGGUGGUUCUCAAGAACUACUGGAAGAAACAUCACGAGCCAGACACAGCAAAGAUCAUUGAGAAGCUCAAAAAACAGCACAUGUGGACUGAGGCACAUGACACAAAUGCGUCAGAGACACUCCGCGCGUUUAAACAGAGCCAGGAGAACAAAGGGUGGCUACCCCGGACUGCGUUCACACUCCUCGAACGUAUUGGUGGGGGUGCUUACGGCGAUGCACAGACAAGCAUUUCUCUAGCGGAGAAGUUGUGGUUCAGUUGGCAGAUCUGCAAAGGACUGCGUUACAUUGCACAGACAGGCACGGUCCAUCGCGAUGUUGCGGCGCGUAAUGUGUUACUGGGCGAAGCUACAGAAUACACGCAUGGGCAUCCGACCAUCAAAAUCAGUGACAUGGGACUUGCACGACUGGUAGAAGACGGUGGAAACUACACGAAAACGUCGCAGGGUGGUCUGCUCCCAUAUCGCUGGAUGGCCCCCGAAUCAAUUGAGUACUGUGCGUACAGUGAGAAGUCGGACGUGUGGUCCUUUGCAAUGACUGUGUGGGAAAUCUUCAACGACGGCAAAACACCAUACGCCUUCCUCAACGACUUUAAGCAAGUGCGGGAAGCCCUGAACCGCGGUCUUCGAGAGUCACGUACUGAGAGUAUGCCGGUUGAGCUGUAUCUUAUGUUGACCCGUUGUUGGGAUGCGGCCCCGGACAAUCGGCCCGAUUUUUCGGAAUUAGAGGUGUUGCUAGGCAACAUGUUUAUGGACCAUCAGACGAUCUCGGACCGCGGCCGAUUCGCCAUGUCUUUGGAGAACGAGUCCCUCAGUCACGACAUGUUGACACGAUCGGAGAGUCAGACCAGCAGCAUGUUUGCCACCAGCAAGGACGAUAUCCUGAAAACGAAAGCCGAAGCAAUAGCACAGUACACAGAAUUCUCAAACAGCUCAGCCAAUGGCUUCCAGAACAGCCGCGAACCCGUCUACAUCCACUUGGCAGGCCAACGGAGCAUAGAUACGCUGCAAGGAUCAAUUGUCAAUGGGCCCAGACCACGGGCAUCAAAUCCGACAAAUCCGACACGCCACUCUCAAGUUGUCACUCCACUGGCCCUCCAACAUGCGCCCAGCUUUGGCAGUUCACUGUCAAUGCCUAACGACUACGCUGAACUACCCACUCCCGUCAUGAGAGCAACCUUCUUUGCUGAUAGUAUUCCAGAUGUGUCAGCCGAUUCCGACGCCACCGCCAACAAACCAACCGAAGCGCCGCCUGUCCGAAGCAAAACGAUUUACGACAAUGUCACCAAUACCGAAGAAUCG
Messenger RNA from Sphaeroforma arctica JP610, 1673 nucleotides. RefSeq names its product TK protein kinase. Gene Ontology annotation, biological process: cell surface receptor protein tyrosine kinase signaling pathway; protein phosphorylation; positive regulation of kinase activity. The record is from RefSeq and is a predicted model, not a curated record. Gene Ontology annotation, molecular function: transmembrane receptor protein tyrosine kinase activity; ATP binding. Lineage: Eukaryota; Ichthyosporea; Ichthyophonida. The transcript is spliced from 12 exons. The annotation marks the transcript as partial. Gene Ontology annotation, cellular component: signaling receptor complex.